AAGGAGGAGGAGAGUGCAGGAGGGGGAGUGAAUUAGAAGCUCACUGCUGCUCUGUCUUUGCUGUUGGAGGGACUCUGUUGAAUGUGCACACAUCUUUUCUUCCUUUCAUUGGCUCGUGCUGCUCAUCAGACCAUUUUGUCAAGGCUCUCAUCUGUCCGUCUGCAUCACCAGCGCAAGCGCCCCACAUGAAGACUUGGAGAAGAAAGGCAUUGUUUUUCCAUGUUUUAAACGGCACCGGCUGAUUCCUGUGGAGUGAGAAACCUGACGGCAUACCUCCUCCUCCUGCUCUAAAGUGGACACCGGUGCUCCUUCAGCAACCCAGAGAGCUUCCCGCUGCUCACACGGAGGACGCAGCGGCCCGCUGCGGACCCCCCUGGGGUCUCGGUCGCCAUGGCUGCCAACAGGGAGCAGCAGGUUGGUCACAUGACCGGCUUCCCACCUGCUGUCUACCCCUUUCCCUUCAACACCAUAAGAAGCCACUCCCCCUUCGACCUGCUGGCCAACAGCAGCCUGUUUGGGAGAUUCGGGGCUGACCUGCCCAAAGAGAUGGCUGCUCUCUCGGUGGAGACCCAGAGCACCAGCUCAGAGGAGAUGGUACCCAGUUCUCCGUCUCCACCUCCCCCACCUCGUGUCUACAAGCCCUGCUUUGUGUGCCAGGACAAGUCCUCGGGGUACCACUACGGGGUCAGCUCUUGUGAGGGCUGCAAGGGUUUCUUCCGUCGUAGUAUCCAGAAGAACAUGGUGUACACCUGCCACAGAGACAAGAACUGCCAGAUUAACAAGGUCACACGCAACCGGUGCCAGUACUGCAGGCUGCAGAAGUGCUUUGAGGUCGGCAUGUCAAAGGAAGCGGUGCGUAAUGACAGAAACAAGAAAAAGAAGGAUGUGAAGGAGGAGGUGGUUCUUCCUGAGAGCUAUGAGCUAAGUGGAGAGCUUGAAGAGUUGGUCAAUAAAGUCAGCAAAGCUCACCAAGAAACCUUCCCGUCACUUUUGCAGCUUGGAAAAUAUACCACAAACUCUAGCUCGGACCACCGCGUUCAGCUGGAUCUGGGGUUAUGGGACAAGUUCAGUGAGCUCUCCACCAAAUGCAUCAUCAAGAUUGUGGAAUUUGCCAAGCGGCUGCCGGGAUUCACUACCCUCACCAUCGCUGACCAAAUCACACUGCUGAAGUCAGCCUGCCUGGACAUACUGAUGCUGAGAAUCUGCACACGCUACACCCCAGAACAGGACACUAUGACCUUCUCAGAUGGACUGACUCUGAACAGAACUCAGAUGCACAAUGCUGGCUUUGGACCGCUUACAGACCUCGUGUUUGCCUUUGCUGGCCAGCUUUUACCGCUGGAGAUGGACGACACAGAAACCGGUCUCCUCAGCGCUAUCUGCCUCAUUUGUGGAGACCGUAUGGAUCUAGAGGAGCCUGAGAAAGUGGAUAAGCUGCAGGAGCCUCUACUUGAGGCGCUUAAGAUCUAUGCCCGUCGCCGCCGCCCCAACAAACCGCACAUGUUCCCGCGCAUGCUGAUGAAGAUCACAGACCUUAGAGGCAUCAGUACAAAGGGUGCAGAGAGAGCCAUCACCCUGAAGAUGGAGAUCCCAGGGCCGAUGCCUCCUUUAAUCAGGGAGAUGCUGGAGAAUCCAGACGCCUUUGAGGAUCAGACAGAGAGCAACGAGAGCCCCACGCCUCCGCCGCCAUCAGCGCCACCAGCACCACCACCGGUGGUCGUGAAGCAGGAGGCUGAGGACGAGGACGACAGCUGGGGCACGGAGAACGGCAGUGAGCCGUCGCCGGAAGAGGAGGACGAAGAUGACGACGACGACGGGGGAGAGGAGGAUCGAGACAGGGGCUCGGACAGUGAGGGGGAGCCCUGGGGUGUUUUGGAUAACUUAGACGGGCCGAGGAAAGGCCUCGUCGGGAGGGCACAGUGAACAGAGCAUUUCUCGCGCAGAUACACUCAUGCACAUACAGAAUCUACACACAAACACUCACACAUACCGUAGAUUUACAGGCAUACAGCACAACUUCCCCUUAACAAAUACUGGCCUUCCUAUCGUCUUUCCAUUCUCCAUACUGCACAUCACUGUGUCCUCCUCAGCCGAGCACAGCAGAGCCUUAAGUGUACAGACACUUCUAACUCAGGCCACAUGGUCCAUGACUAGUGAACUGCAGGAAAAAUAAAGUCAAGGAGAGGUGGCAGUAAACUUUAUGAACUCCUAAUAUAGCCACGUGGGAAGUUAACGCGACUAAAAGAACAUAACCUCUUUCGAGGUAAAUAUUUCUUUCCUUUUCCCACUAUUGUUGUUUAUGCUUAAAUAGGGGAAUAGUCAAACCAGACACCAGAACGGAGCAGUGGAUUCCAGUGGAUUACAACGAGCACAUUACAACAAGAUUACAGGGCAAAACCAAAUUGAGUAUGCUAAUCGUUUAUGUGGUUAUUGCUUUGAAUAUUUCUUUUUGAGUUUAUGAAUAAGUCCUUACAUAUCUAUGUACCAUUAUAUUUUGUUUGUUGUUUUUUUUCUAAUGUGUUAUUCUGGUUUCAUAUAUGAAUCCUUUAGUUUUUCUUUGAGGAGCUUUCCUGAGAAAAUAUUCAGAAGGAAAGAUGGGUAAUUAGAACUGGCUGGGUCUUCCUUAUCAGCUACAUAUGCUUAGCUCGGGCUUCUUUGAGCACUUUGGCUCACUUUGGAUGUCAAUGAUAAUCAACCCAGAGGUCUAUUAUUACUUUGCAGUGGCUUAAUCCGUUUCUGUUAUCAGGGAAUUGGCAUUAUCCUAUUUUGAUGUAGAUGCAGCCAACACAUGCUGUCAAUGCAGGAAGUAUCUUUGUGCCAAAGUUAUAAAAAGACAUGGAUGGAGCAUAGAUUAGCUUACUGUCGGGGACUCUGGUGAUGACCAGGGAGGCGUCACAACAAAGCGCUGCCUCUUGCGUGCACUAAUAACAUGCCCCAGUCUCAUGCGCAGUGCAAGCCUACAGCGAACACAUACAGUCUUUCUCCUUUAUUGUCAGUGCUAGCAGACGUGCUGACCCCUUCCAGAGUGCUUGGAUGGAGAUUUACGUUCUUCCAAUAAGAAGGUACACCCUCUUUCAACUCCAAGGUUAGGGUUAACACACCCUGAAUCCUGCACAUCAGCAAACUGCCAAAACUUGGGCUUUUAUAGAGGUAGAAACACCUGCCCACGAUCAGUUUUAUGAAGUGUUUUUGAUCAGCAGCACCUGGCUGUUACACUCUUAAUUCCUAUGGAAGUAAAAAAGGGUGUACUUAGUUUUUUACACAUUGCGUAUGAAUUUUUGCUUAUUUUUUGUUACAUAAACAAUGACACAAUGUAAUAUGUUACAAGAUGUGAAUUUGAGGUUGUAUUUACUUAAUUUGAAGAUCUGGUAAGGACCAGAUUUUGUCCUGAUACAUAAAAUCUUAGCUGAAAGAGGGUGUUCCUUCUUAUUCAGGGGAUUGCAGAUUUGACGGUAUAGGUAGCACUUUCGCGGUCCUCUGUUCAAAUAAGUCUCAUCUUAUCCUUCAAGAGCAGCGCUACCGUCAGCGAACGUUUGUUCCCGUUAAAAUGCUCACAGCAUUACCAUAAUGAAUACAAUCGAUCAUAAAGCACGCGCGGAUUAUGUCAAUACAUGGUACACAUCGUCAACACAAACACAAACACCCACACACAAAAGCAUCACGUGCAGCAACACAAUGAUUAAAGGCAUAUGCAAGCCGAAAGCAGGAAUUCUUGUGGAAGACAUUUUGGAAUCAGACUUUUCAGACUCAGGGCUCUCUGUAAGGACCAAACUAGCUGCUUCCUAGGCACGCUAGAAACAGGCAAUAUUUAUGUGUGUAUUCUUGACUACGUGCGGAUUCUCAAUCUCCCCCCCCUCCCCCACCCUUCCCUCCUGUGUACAUAAGAGGCGACAAGUUUGAAAAAGAAAAACAGCACGGAUGCCAGAUGACUUUCUAGAGGGGGAUUGAAGUGUCAUCUUUAACCGUCACUGCCCCGCCGCCUGCGCUCAUGCUGGCAUCCACGCACCAAACUACCUUCUCAUCCCUAAAGCCAUUAUCUCAUCUUGUAUUCUCGUGUAUGUUUUUACUUCUCUUGGGGGGGGAAAGCAGAGGAUUGUGUUCUCAUGUAUCACUUCUUUAUUGCCAAAAUGUCACAGCGAGCAAUCGGCUGAAAAAUGUGCAGCUGACAUACAAGUUGUUUUUUGUUUUCUCUCUCAAAGCAAUAUGAACAUUCUCUCUCUCUCUGUAGCAGUGAGACUUGUUUUCUGAACGUGGGCAAGUCUCCUCAUUGUGUGCGUGUGUGUGCGUGUGAGUGUGCGUGCGUGUGUGUGUGAAUGCUUGAACAUGUUUUCAGUUGUUGGGUGGAUGUCCUUAGCAUGGUGCUGUUGCACAGAAACUCUGGUGUGACGACCUCAUCCUUCCUUUCUCUGCUGGGCUGUCAUGAUGUUAGUGACGGUAUUGCUGGCAGAACAUUGAGAUUAUAUUGUCUGUUUUUAUUUUGUUUUUUUUUUGUUUUUUUUUCUUCAAUAUGGCAAACAUGUUGCUGAUCCUCUGUUUAUGUCAACUCUUGUCAUACAAAGAAAAGCCAUAUAAACAGUAAGAGGCACAAUAAACUACUUUUGUGAGA
Messenger RNA from Cololabis saira (Pacific saury), 4606 nucleotides. RefSeq names its product retinoic acid receptor gamma a (gene rarga). Gene Ontology annotation, cellular component: nucleus; transcription regulator complex. Gene Ontology annotation, molecular function: nuclear glucocorticoid receptor binding; nuclear receptor activity; RNA polymerase II cis-regulatory region sequence-specific DNA binding. Gene Ontology annotation, biological process: cellular response to corticotropin-releasing hormone stimulus; retinoic acid receptor signaling pathway; regulation of transcription by RNA polymerase II. The record is from RefSeq and is a predicted model, not a curated record. Bases 391 to 1923 code for a protein of 510 amino acids. The transcript has 10 exons. NCBI's taxonomy places the organism in Eukaryota, Metazoa, Chordata, Actinopteri, Beloniformes, Belonidae.